GUAUAUUUUGGAGAAUGGAGUACAGAUAUGAAGGGUGCAACACUUGAGUUAUUGGGUAUAGAAAAAGGGAAUGGUACAACUUUAACAAGAAAACAUAAUGUUUCUGCAAUUGAUUUAUCUAAUUUAAGUAUUUUGCCGUAUCACUUUGCGGUGUUCAGCUUAAACCUGGUGGCUCCAGAAGAGGAAGGGCUGUAUCAGGCAGAAGUUAUAUUUGCCACAGAUUAUCAGAACAUAUUUAUUCCUGUGAUGUUACGAACUUCUGAGGGUAGUUUACAUGCCAUACCAGAGAGGGUCGUAUUUGACAAAGUAUUUCCUGGUCGAAUUCCAACAAAGAUACUGCAGGUCCACAGUACUUUUCAUGACCAGAUGGUUUUUAAAUCUGUUACAUUUCAACCACCAGAUCAUAGGUGGUACUUUGUCAGUGCGAAGGAAGAAAAUGCUUCAGUUAAUGGCAACUCAUUACUUAUUCUGGAGCCACAAACUAAUAAUACUAUUGGAAAAAUAUUUUUUGAUAGUAAGAAAGAUUGUAAGGAAGAAUGUUAUGUUGGAUUGUCAACAUUUACUUUAGCUGGACACCGGUGGUUACAAGGUUUACAACUUAAUAAAGAUACUUCAGAUACUGAUGAAUCUUUGUAUAAACAUCUUAGACAAAGAUGGAAAAAUUUACAGGAACAAGGAAAAGAUAGAGUAAAUAUAACUAUAGAGAUAGAUACGAGUACAGUUCAGGGAUUUUUAUUUUCUGCUCAUGUACAACAACAUUGGCCUGAUAUAAUCAGAAGAACUUGUAGACAUCAUGUUAAAUUCCCUUUAACUCAAAUUGGAAAUUUAUCUACAAUUGAUUUAGUGGUGGAGAAUAAUGGAGAUAUUCCACUUUUAGUUCAAGUUGUACCGUUACAUCUGUACCCUAAUCCUCAAACUAUUAUAAACCUUUUACAUGACAAACUACCGCCUAAUUUUUCCGAGUAUGUAGAAACAGAUGAUCCAGAUAUCUUUAUUUUAUCAGAAGUAGAGAAAAUGAAUGCCUAUCCUGACAGUGCAUUAAUUAGAUUCCGUGAAAACGUAGAAUCAAAAAUGGGAGUUAAAUCACAUAGAGAUACCAUAACAACAUUUCUUACCAAAGGAUUUAUUACAAAAAUCAAAGUACAAGUUGGAUUUAGACCAAAGGAUGAUAGUUUAAAAACUUCUUUAAUCAUUGUAAGGAAUAAUUUAACAAUAAUAGAUGCAAUUGUGUUAGAAGGACAAGGUGGUAAAGGAGAGUUAAAACUAAACAAUAAAAAACCUGGAAUUUCAACAUUACAGUUUGAUAUAGCUGAAAAACAUCUUAAAAACUGUGAUAAACGGAAACACGCCAAGAAUUUGGUGCCUAAUUUUACAGUAAAAAGAUCAUUUACAUUACGUAAUACAGGAGAAUUACCAUUUUAUGUACAUGGAUUCAGUAUAAAUAACGCAGCAUGCGAGGGUUAUGGUUUUAGGGUGCUGGAAUGUGAGGGAUACGAGAUGUUACCUAAUACUAGUCGCAAAGUUGAUAUAGCUUUUACACCAGAUUUUACAAUGUCAAGAAUACAGCGUACGUUAACAAUAUUCACGAGUUUAGGGACAGAGUUUAAUUAUACACUUCAAGCUACGGUUCCCACUCAUACGUUAUCAAAAUGUGCUGCUUCAUUACCGAGACCUAAUUGGGAACCAGUUUUAUACUACUCUAUAGUUUGUGUCAUGAGUUUUAUCUUAUUUUGUAUACUGGUAGCAUCUUAUUUUGAAGCUGAUAGAAUUUUCGUUGCCGAUAUUUUAAAACGAAAAGUUAAAAUGUGCAAUGGAACACCAACCUACCAGAAAGAGAAAAUAUUUGACUUGAAGAAUAUUGGAGUGUCACACAUUAAUGGUCAAUCUAGUCCAGUAUCAACACCUAAAACACUACAACCAAGUAAUCUUAACAGAAUUCCACGUCCAAUUAUUGAGAUGACCAACGGUCAUGUUGAACAUCAAACCCGAGAAUCAUUCAUGACAUAUUUAUCUGGGCUAUUUAAAAGCUUUUUUGUACGUAAACCUUCAACAAUACGUAAGAAGGUCAAUAAUAAUGUAGAGAGUCCAGCACCCUCAUCUAAACAUGCACCUGAUUCAACAGCGAUGAAAGAAAACGUAGUUACAGAGAAAGUAAAACCUUUGCCAUCUCAGGAUGUUGUUAUUCCAGAGAAAUCCAACCAUAUCUAUUCCCAACAGAAGUUAACUCUUCGUAAACCAAAACCUGUUAAAAAGUCUCCCACAGAAAUAUCUCCCCCAGUCGAUAACCAGAACUUGACACCAAGCAGUAAUUAUGAAAGGAAACAUAGCAAUAAGUCCAAUACAUCACAGAUGGACAAGAAAACAGACACACCAAACAUUGUGAAAGAUAUCACCCCACCAGUUAUGACGACACAAGACUCCAGCGGCCUUGCUUGUUUUGAUGAAGUCAAGCCAUAUGACAAUAAACAAAAGUGCAAGAAGAAGCUGCGGAGCAAACCCGAACGUGACAAUAUAAUCAAGGACCGUCUUUUACUGAGGCAGAACGAUGACAAAGAUGAGACGUCAUCAACAACAACCGACUCUUCUACUGGAGAUCUGGAAGAAAAGAGUUUGGGAACCAGGAAUGGAACCCCUGAACCUGCCCCAGCACCAGUAACUAAACCGAAGAAGAAAAAUAAGGCACGUAAUCUUGAACCACUGAUUAUGCCUCAACCCGAUGAUGACACUGAUGAAUUUGAACUGACAUCUAAAUCACGAGCUUAUAAAAAGGUGAAAGGUCAGCUUAGUGGUGAACAACUUAAACCUAGCCUUCUAGAUAUUGACCUACCAUACAACAUAGACAAGACUAAGCCCAAGAAGAAGAAGGUGAGCCCAGGUGUGAAGGAAACAGAGAAGAAAGAGAAACAAAAAGGUGUGCUGAGUGAUCCUGAAUUGUUGGAUGACACUAGCAUGGAGCCACAUCAUUCUGAUAGUGAUUCUCCCCCACCCUCCUGGGAUGAGCCACACCCGAAUUCGCCCGCGGAUGACUUAAGCGAACUGUCCAUCCAGACUGACCAAUUUGCACAGAAGCAGGCCAAGGUGCUUGAACCUGGCACCCACUUGAGCAACAUCUCCCCAGAUGGACUAACUAGCAGUAGCCGUUCAAGCAGCUACUCGAGUAUAGUAAGCAACAGUAGUGGUGAAGGAGCCAAUGGUAAGAAGGGAGACAAGCGGACACCAACAGCUGUAGCGGGAUACACUCCCUUUAGUGAUACAAUACCAGUUUCUGUUAUUCCUAAGACGUCUCCACCAAUGACAGCCAAGAGGAAUGCAUGGGGUACCUCCUCUACACCUACAACACCAGAAACCAUUGGUUUUGGACUACAGACAAUACAGGAGAGCAGUAGACCUGGCAAUACAUUGACCGACUCCCAGGCUGGUGUCUUCACCCAAUCUUCAUUUACCUUUGGACUUAAUGUACCUAGUUCUACAGAUGGUAACUAUGGGUUCAGUAAUGUAACAUACAGCAGUCAACAACAAGAGUCAUUGACCAUGAUGCAGCGACUUCAGAUGGAGAGAAGGCGUAGAAUCAAGGAACACCAGAGCAGAAUCCUGAAAACAGGGGAUGAUUGGCCAGGAUUUGGAGUGCCACUUACAAGGAAUGAAAGUUUAUGGGAUUCUGAGUACAAUCCUCUGGACCCCAACAACACCUGGGCGAUGGCUCCUGAAACCCCACCUGCUCCCAAUGAGACUGGUUUGUGGAGUACCCUCACACAUAGUGCUAAUAACAGCUGGAACUCACUGAUGGGUAUCUGGGGAGGUAGUGGCACACAGACAAGUGUAGCUGACCCACUUUCUGCUGACAUACCAUACACUACAACCGAGGGUACGAGCCCGGUCAGCACAGCGGUGACACAGAGUGCCGAUGCUCUACCAGCUUUCAACCCAUUCUCUACAGACAUCUGGAGCCCAAGCGCUUCCACAGCCUCCAGUGGUUGGACCCUGCCAGGUUCCCCUCCAGCCAGCUCUGCUGAUGAUCAGAGGAAUGACAUGAUUUAGAUAAAUCUACUGUAGAACUGACAGAAAAUAAUGGACUUGUAUAGAUUAAGAGUGUAUGCUUUGUUUACAAUAUUGUGUCUAAAAAUAAAACAACUGGCCCUGUCUUAAUGUCUCUUUCACUUGUAAUUUAUGUCACACCAAAAUGAAUGAAUGCUCUAAAAUCAAUUAUUAAAAGCUAAUUAUAUAUAAUAUUCCUGCUGUUGAAAUUGUAAAGAAAGUAUUUAAAGAGGAAAAUUCAACAUUUUAUUGAAUGUACUAGUAAGUCAUUACUAAAGAUUUGUUAACAAAAUAUUUGCUAUAACUGAAAGAGACAUUAAGACAUACAUUUUUGCGUGUGAUUUUUUUAGAUUUGCUGUUUUUUACCUUUAGAUUUUUAGCAAUGUCAGCUGUGUAAAUGAUUGAUAGUAAAAAUUAAAGAUUUUUGACAUUGACAUUAACAAUUUGACUGAGUGAAUCUUAUGACUUUAGUGUUUAAUUCAAUGAUAUGAUUUUCUUGCAUUUGACUUUGCUCUGAUUGUGUCUGUACAUGCAUAUGAUACACCAAGAAUAUAGCGUUAAUUGGCAAUUAAGAAUAGGCAUGAUUAGGUCUACCACCGUAUAUAAUUAUUCUUAAAACUGAAAUAAAAAAUAAGAAGUAGUUGAUACUUGUGAUACAAUGUAUUUAAUGGAUUAUAAACACUUAGUAUUAUACUAUAUAUUAUACAAUGUAUGAAAUAUAACUGUAUACUAUAACAACAAAUUUAACACACAAAAAUUGAUCAUAUAGUCCCAUGUUAUCUGGCAUGGAUUUUGCUAAUCAAUAUUUUAAGGUAGUAAUUUUUUAACAUAUUACCAAACUGAUAUUUAUAUAUGCAUCUAUACAUCAUAUAGUUAAAAAAAGAUUUAAGUUUAGUAUUGGUAUAAAUAUAAUAGUAAUAAUAAUAAUGAUGAUAAACAUAUAGUAUGUAUAUUGAAGUAAACUUUGUAAUGCUAUGAAUGCAGUUUUCUAAAGAAUGAUUGAUGAUGAUAAGUGUUGGUAUAUGUUAUUAUUAAAAUCAUUAAUUUAACUUGAUUGACAAGAUUGAUUUUGAGUUAUAAAAGAAUCUACUUUACCUUGGUAUACAACUUGUCUUUUUUUGGAAAUGUUAAAUGCAGAUAAUGUAGUUUUGAGUUUGCUGGAUGUAACUGCUAAAUUUAUCUUUGUAUCAUAUAGAGCAAUAAUGUGUUGGAACGUUCGCUGCUUUUUUUUUAAUGACAAUAAGAUUUAUAGUUGCGCUUAUAUUUCAUAGCUUUUUUUACAUUUUAUAUAAAAAGUAAUAAUAAUAAUAAGAAACCAUACCUUUUGUGUAACUUUAAAUGACAUAAUGAUACUAGAAGAAUUGUUUGUGUUGUGUUUGCUUUGUAGUUUACGUGUAUGUUUUAUGUGUAAAGAUUUGCCAGUUGUUUUACUUUGAUUACACUUGUAAACUUGCAAAAAAUGCAGUUGUUAACUUGAUGUGACAUAACAGCUCAUCACCUUUCCUUCACAUACAUGUACAAAUAAUUGCUGAGAUUUAGUUUUCUGCCUUAUUUGUUUUGAGAAAAGAAUAUGUUGUGGAAACAAAAGAUACCAUCAUAUUUUGAAAUGGUAAUGAAAAUCUCAGUUGUUAAGAGAUAUUAUGUGAAGGUGAGGUGAUUUAGAGCUUUAUAUAUAGCUGUGCAGUCAUACUAGUUUCAUGUACUUGUCAUUUAUCAAGCCAGUGUUAUAAUUUACAAUAUUUAUAGUAGAAAAUAUUGUAACAUUAAUGACUUCAUUUACUGUGUUUUUAAAGACAUACAUAUUUUGUAUAUAACCAUACCUUGUGAAAUUUGGACUCUGUGUUAACAAGAUCUUUUACAUUCUUUUUUGGUUUAAUCAGCAUGGUUUUUUCAACAUUCAAACAUUUAUAAUGUUUUCUUGAACAAGUAUGAUAGCUCAAGUUAUAUAGAAAAAUGUACAUAGAAAUUAAUCUUCCAAACAUGUUUGGUCGCAGUAAUGUUUAUUGCAAAAAAAACAAGCAUAUCUUUUAACAGUGAUAUAAUGAUGAUGAUGAAUUGCUUGAAUAAUAACAUGUUUGGAAUAUUGAAUUCUUCCCCAUAAAUAAAUGGAGAUAAAUAAUCCAUAAAAGAAUGGAUAUCGAUAAAAUGUGACAAAUAAUAAUAAAGAAUUUAAGACAAAAAUUUGACGUAUUUAGAACUGUAUCAUGAAAAAAUAAUAUUCUAGUCAAAAUCAAACAUUGUGACAAACUAUGUUUGGUAAAUUAAUUAUAUUUCUCAGCUUGUGAUCUAAUCUAUUUAAUGAUACAGUUCUGUAAGGAAUGAUUUUUGUGUAGGAGAAUUAUAUCUGUAGACAUACAAAACCACCCCGGACAUGAGAAACUUGGACGUGAGAAACUUACCCUAUAUUAUCCACUUUGAAUACAUGCAUAUGUGUGUGUCAUCAGUCCACAAAUGCACGUGCUUUUACGUGGCAUAGUGACAUGCAAGUGCUGUAUUUAUUGAGUAGAUAUUCACAUGAAAUUGACUAAUAGAAAUGCUGUAUGUUAAGUAAUGGAAAGUAUUUACAGAAAACGUUUUAAAGAAAAGAGAUAUUAUAAUAAAUUGACAGCUUUUAGUACACGGACGUGACUUUUUAAUAAGAUAAUUUUUUUUUAAUUCUGCUGAUAAUACUUAAUAUACUUUAGGAAAUCAAAAAAAAUUGUUACUGUUUUUUAGUUUGGUGCAAUAAAGCAGUUACUAAUGCAAGAAUUUUUGUAAAAAAAAUGUUUUAAAUGUUUAUUUAAUGACAUGAUCUUUAAACAUAGAGUAUGGACCACUCAGAUUUAUAGCUGGUAUCUUUUAAUAGUAAAAAGCUAUAAAUUUGUUUUACUCUUUGUUAAAAGUCAAGUCUUUGAGUGUUUUUUUUUUCAGACAAAAUGAUAAUAUCUAAGUAAGAUUUUCUUGUUAAAAUUUUAUCUUUCCUUGGUAACAUUUUAAGUUUAUCAGUACAUUUGUUAAGUUCUAAAUUCUUGCCUCAAGAUGAGGUGAAUAAUUCUUUAAUAAUUAUUCUGUUAAUUAUGUUGGCAUUUUUAAGUUAGAAUAAUUUUAUAAUUCAAGUUAUAAAUACUAACCUAAAAAUGUUGUUUUUAUUUUUUUUAAUCAGUAUUUUGACAAUAUUUGUUAUUUUUUUCUGUUAAGUUUUAAUUUAUUACCCUCAUUAUGAGAGUAUUUUGAUUUCAGCAGGCUGUCCUCCAGAAACUUAAACUUUCUCUACGAACUAAUCUAUAUUUCCAGCUUUCUCACUAAGAAAUUUGAUUGUAAAAAAAGAUGAAGAAGUUUGUUUGAAAUUUCUCUUUUUUUUCUUAUCUUACCACUUUGUGACUGUCUGCUAGUGAUUUCUUCUUUACUCUUUUAUAAUAGUUAUUUUAAAAUUCCACACCUGGUUGACAGCCUAUUACAAACUGUUUUUUCUUUGACGUUUCAGGUUUAUUUUAAUUUAUCUGUACAGAACAAACGUUUUGUUGGACAAGUUUAUCAAACCAUUAUUAUUUAUGUUUUUAAGAGCAGUGAAAUAACUGCAAUCGAUAUAAAUAACCUUUUUAAUGUAUUGAUAAUAAGUUUUUAUGUUUGCUGUUUUUUUUUUUCAUAUUAAGGACAGGAUCCUACUAUAAGGGUGAUGUCAUGGUGUCAGGUGUCUACACCAAUGUAAAACCAUAUAACUGUGUGUCUUGAAAUACCAUGUUUCCUUUUGUAUUUAAUGCUUGUUGGUUGAGAUUAAGCUGGAAAUAUUACACCAGAGACAUAGGUUUAUUAUAAAUGCCCCCUUAAGGGGAGGUAAUUUAUUUCCUACUUUAUUAUCUCCCUUAAAAUACUCGGAAACAGAACUGUGAGUUAAGGCAGUAAAAAACAUUAAGUUAAUUGCUUGGUUUUCUUUACAGCCUCUCUCAGAAAAAUAAAACAAUUACUGCAAUAAAA
Messenger RNA from Ruditapes philippinarum (Manila clam), 7989 nucleotides. Its product is annotated as transmembrane protein 131-like. Lineage: Eukaryota; Metazoa; Mollusca; Bivalvia; Venerida; Veneridae. Gene Ontology annotation, cellular component: membrane. The record is from RefSeq and is a predicted model, not a curated record.